Annulohypoxylon truncatum is the source of this 381-nucleotide messenger RNA. RefSeq lists its product as uncharacterized. The coding region runs from base 1 to 381 and encodes 126 amino acids. NCBI's taxonomy places the organism in Eukaryota, Fungi, Ascomycota, Sordariomycetes, Xylariales, Hypoxylaceae. The transcript has a single exon. The record is from RefSeq and is a predicted model, not a curated record.
AUGUUCUCCAACGCCCUAGCCCUCUUCGCCCUCCUCGCCACCGCCGUCCGCGGCGCCCCCGCCCCAGCCGGCCCCAUGGUCCCCGGCCUCCCCGCCGUACCCUCGCUCCCGAACUUCGGCUCCAGUCCCACGGCCGCCCCGGCCGUCGCAGGCGGAGAAGAAGCACCGGUCCCGACUCAAGCCCCCGGCUUCGGGUUCGGCGGUGAGGGAAUGGGCGCCGGUGGCCUAGGCGGAGAAGCCAAGGGCGGCGCCGCGCUCCCGUUCCUCGAGCCGAGGCAGGUGGUCUCGGGCGAGAGGCCGAACCCGCCUACCUUCCACACCAUCGUCCCUCUCACCCCGGACGGCAGCACGGCCACGAACCCGGUUCCUAUGGACCCUUAA